Messenger RNA from Drosophila montana, 1519 nucleotides. It is a transcript of the gene Socs44A, whose product is annotated as Suppressor of Cytokine Signaling at 44A. The transcript has 3 exons. Gene Ontology annotation, biological process: intracellular signal transduction; phosphatidylinositol phosphate biosynthetic process. The record is from RefSeq and is a predicted model, not a curated record. Gene Ontology annotation, molecular function: 1-phosphatidylinositol-3-kinase regulator activity. The coding region runs from base 179 to 1327 and encodes 382 amino acids. Lineage: Eukaryota; Metazoa; Arthropoda; Insecta; Diptera; Drosophilidae. Gene Ontology annotation, cellular component: phosphatidylinositol 3-kinase complex.
UAACAUCCCUCGCAGCGAGCCCUAUCUACUUCUUGUAUACUACUCCAACGAAAACGAAAACAAAUAGUUUCUUAUCACAUUGAAUUUAAGUUUAGUCAUCCGAAUAUCUACCACGGCUAAUUAUGUGAUAUAUACACAAAAAUAACAACCCAAAGACUCGCGCGCGAAAACUGAUAAUAUGAGUAACGGCGAGAAUAGGACAAAAUCACGAAGCCAAAACCAAGGCCAAGGUGCUGCUGAUGGCAAUGCGAGUGGGAGUUCAGCAGCGCCCACGGCGAUCGGGUCCACAGAACGGAAUCGACCCAGCAAUGCAGCCAGCCAGGGAAUGCUAGCUGCCGGCAGCUCGGAACAGAGCACUGCAACAACAUCUGCGUCGAAGGAGAAGCGCAGCUGGUUCCAUUCGCUGACCAGACGCAAGAAGUCGGAUUCAGCGCUGGCCAGCUCGAGUUCAACAGUUGCCGUCGGCACGCAUUCGGUGCAGCUACAAAACAACAACAAUGAGCCGAUUGCCGGGGCCAUAGAGGCUAGCUCCAGCACAGCUGCAUCCGUUAGCAACAGCAGCAGCCUCGGCGGAGCUCUGCGCAAGCGUAAGGACAAGAAGAAUAUGUUCUCGCGUAUACGCAAGAAGAUGGGGCUGGGCCUGAGCGCCCUGCGCAACUGGCACUCCAUGGGCGAUGAUUGCGAUUGCGAUGGCGGCACCACAGAUGCAAUGUACGAGUUUCUGGCGCCGCCCAUACGCGUGGAGCCCUCGUUACCAUUCACGCAUGAUUAUAAGCGAUUCAUACGAAAAAAGUGGAUGGAGCGACAGGAUACGCCAAACGAGGUCAUGUACAAGGCCUGCUUGGAAAUGCUCAAUCAAGUUUGGUACUGGGGCGAGAUUUCGCGUCGCGAUUCCCAGCGCCAGCUGAGCGAUAAGCCCACCGGCUCGUUUUUGGUACGAGAUUCGGAAACGAGCGGCUCUCAAUUUACGCUCAGCUUUCGCAUUGUGAACGUCACGUUGCAUUAUCGUCUGGAGUAUCGAGAUGAGUUUUGGCACUUUGAGGAAUUGAAAUACGAGUCGAUUGUUGAUAUGAUUAAGGACAUUCUGCAUCGCUGCACAAAUGAUAAUUUCGUGUGCUUUGUUAAGGUGCCGAACGAAAUGCAGCCACCCUUUCCAGUGAUACUCAAGUAUCCAUUAAGUCGUUACUUAAACAUGCCCAAACUGCAGGAUCUGUGUCGGCGUGUGCUGCAGAGUCAAAUGACCGUUGCUGAGCUGGCCCAGCUGCCAGUGCCAGCCCAAAUGCUGGAAUAUCUAUCCGUUGAGCGUGAAUUGGUAUUUCAAAGCUAGGCGCAUGGCCGGUGCCUGGUAUUAGCUUUAAAUCCUAGUGAAGAGCACAGUCUAAGAAACCAAAGAGGUUAAGAGGCAGCUACACAGUUAACGGCACUGCCAGAAGUUAAAUAUAUAUAUAUAUAUAUACUAUAGAUUGAAUUGGAAUUGCUCGAUCCGGAUCUUAAUCUUGAGAGCAAACAUAAACACAAA